Molecule: messenger RNA, 1591 nt
Organism: Paramecium sonneborni
Lineage: Eukaryota; Ciliophora; Oligohymenophorea; Peniculida; Parameciidae
Source: the annotation of a GenBank genome assembly
AAAAUAAUGAGUAAAGCGAAAUCGAGAUAUUCAACAGAAGAGUAAGCUGCUGUCUAAUCAAAAGUAGUAAUUUAAGUAUCUAUGUAAAAUAGCAAUCAGUUUAAUUACCAAGUAUUAAAUAAGAAUAAAUAAAUUCUGUAUCAGUUAUUGCUUUAAGUGAAUUAUAUUAGAUAAAAAAUCAUAUAUAGGGUGAAAAAUAAACCAAAAAGGUAAUAUAAGUUAUAUUAAUAGACACUUGAUAAUUAAAGAAUUUGGGCAUAAAGAAUUACUAAACAAAGAUAAUAAAAAGAAGCUGAAAAAUUAGAGAGAUUUACAAAAGAGGAAGAAGAAAGAAGAAAAAUUGAUAAGGAUGAAGAAGAAUAUUAAGAAAGACUUAAAAAUGAAUUAGUGAAAGAAUCUAACUAAAAAAUAUUUGAUUAAAGAGCAGAGUAUGAUAAAAAUUAAUAAAAUUAUAGUGUUCGUAAUUUGAAAGCAUAAAUGAUGUUAAGUGAAGUUGAGAGAACCAAUGAAUAAUUAGUGUCAAUUAACAAAGAAUAAAAAGAAUUAAGAAAAAUAAUUGAGGAAGAAAAAGAGAAAGAAUAUGAAAUGCAAGAGUAUUAUAAAGAAUAAGAAUUAAUGAUGAGGAAAGAGAAAUAAGCAAAAAAGAAAAAAGAUUGUAAUGAGAUUUUAGCUGAUUAACAUAAGUAAGUUAAGGAGAGAUAUUUGAAAGAAAUGAUGCUUGAAAAAUAAGAAGGAUAAUUGAUUAAGAAAAAAGCCUAAGAAGAUGAAAUUCUUAGAGAGUAUUAAUUUAAUAUUAUUAUUUAGAUAAUAAAAAUAAGAUAUAAAACAUAAAUAAUAAAAAUUACUUAAAGAGCAUGAAGAAUUUAUGGAAAAGAAAAGAGAAUUAUAAGAAUUAGAGAAAAGUAUUAUAGACGAAGAAGAUAAGAAAAUUGUAGAGCAUGAAUAUCAUAAAGAAAAAGUCUUAUAAAUGAGAAAAGAUAGAGUAUAAUAUUAAUUUUAAGGUUUUAGGAAAAUCAAAAAUAAUAAAAAAAGGAAUAGUUAAGAAAAUAAAUAUAUGAUCUUAGAGUAGAAUAAUAAAAAUAAUAAGAAGAUAAUUAUUUAUCUACUAUUUAAAGGCAUGCUGAAGAACUUAAAUAAAAAUAAGAUGAAGAAAUUAAAUAAAAAGAAUUUGAAAAAGCUUAAAAGAUUUAAGAUGCAGAAACAAUGAGAUAAAAAUAGCUGUAAAUUCAAUAAUAAAAGAAAACUAAUUUAUAAGUUGAGCAGGAAGUAGAUUUUAAAUAAAAAUUAAAAGCAUUAGAAUAACUAGAAUAAGUAGAAUAACUAUAAAAUGAUGUGUUGAAAAAAAGAAAUAAAGAUUUAUAGGAAUUCUAGAAAAUAUAAAUAGUAAUAGUUGAUUUUAUACAAGGAAGCUAAAAAAUAGUAGCGAAGAAACUAAUAUAUGUAGGAAUUGAAAGAUUCUUUACAAAUGCAAUAGAGAAAUCAAUCUGAAAAGUAAGUAUAUAAUUCUUGGGCUUAAUAAUGUAUCGAGGAAUGGAAAGACAACGGCAAAAACAUAUUGCCUAUGGUGAAAGCACUUUAUUAAACUGAAUGA